GGUUGCUGCAUUCAAGGAGACCUACUUACACAAGAUAAAAUGAGUAAUACUAUGAUCUAUUAGUCAAAACAUGAAUGUAGCUGCUAACAAGAAAACUUACUUUGUAGAUAAAACAAAGAGCAAAUUACUUGAUUGGCCAAAGCGGUUUGACAUCAUAAACAGAAUUGCUCGUGGGUUAUUAUAUCUUCAUCAAGAUUCUCGACUACGAAUUAUCCAUAGAGACCUUAAAGCAAGAAAUAUUUUGCUAGAUACAGAUAUGAAUCCUAAGAUAUCAGAUUUUGGCAUAGCUAGAAGUGUUGCAGGAAAUGACAUGGGAGCAACAAUACGCAAUGUGGUUGGGACACAUGGCUACAUGUCUCCAGAAUAUGCAAUAGAUGGGACCUUCUCAGUAAAAUCAGAUGCGUUUAGCUUUGGCGUAUUGGUGUUAGAGAUUGUGAGUGGCAAGAGAAAUAGAGGAUUUGUCCAUCAAGAUCACAACCUUAACCUUCUCGAUCACGCAUGGAAGCUUUACAAAGAGGAUAGGUCCUUGGAACUAGCUGAUGAGCAUCUAGCUGAUUCUUGCAAUAUUAUUUCUCAAGUUUUAAGGUCAAUCCAAGUGGGUUUAUUAUGCUUCCAACAACAUCCUGAUGAUAGACCAAGCAUGUUUUCUGUGGUUCAGAUGUUGACUAACGAGAGCCCACUGCCAAAAGCAAAAGAACCUGGAUUUUUAACAGAGCGAAAUCUAUUUGAUGAAGCAAAAUCAGGAUCACAGACAAGCAGUUCAAAAAAUGAAUUCACAAUCACAUUGUUAGAUCCUCGGUAGGUGCGACAGAAUAACUAUUUAACUUGGGAGAAAAUGAAUAGGCAAAAUUACAUUAGAACUUUGGUUUAUUGUGAAAUACACUAGUACUUAGGAAACAUCAAGUUGAAUUUUUCUACUUAAAUAUAUUAUCUACUUAUGGAUGACUUUUAUUUAUUUCCAUUGUUCUUUGAAUAUAUACUUUAGAUAUGUUAUUUAUAUAACAAAAAUUCUAAAGUUGUAAGUUUGUUUUCCAGAACUAUUAGGUAUAACAAUUUUAUCGUGUGAUCAGAAAUCACAAAAUCAAUAUUAGCAAUGGCAAUUUCACAUAUUGUAACUCCAUUUUAGUGAAAGCAUAUCCCGAAUACGGUACAAAGCUGUUAUAGGAAUUUAAGCAGCACUUUACCUUGAUUUGUUUUUGCAAUGUGAGACAUACAACUGAAUUUAGUAUCUUAGUUAGAAAACGUAAAUUCCAAUAAUAAUUUCAGAGGUUUUGAAUUUGCAGUUUUUUCUUUUCAGAGAAUAGCAUCGAAUUUGCAUCAACAACUUUAAUAAUUUAAUAUUUUGAAGAAAUGGAAAGAUACUGGGCUACGUGGCGUAAAUAUUUUCUCGCAGAAGACAGUGUGUAAUCUUCCAAAUGUUGUUUAAUGAGCAAACUAUCAUCAUGUAUAAUAUCAUUACAAAAAAAUUCUUCACAAUUGUCAUAUGAAUUUUCACAUUUUGGAAACAAGUAAAUGCAGACCUUGCCAAUAACCAAGUGCAGCCCAUUCAAAAUCCACCUCACCUAAGGCCAAAAUUCAUUUCAUAUUCACUAACUCAGCUAAAACGAAGCAAUAUAUUUUGGAUAGUUCAGGACUCAGGGUCCCAGACAAGUCCUUAAAAGGUUGAUAUUGUGGGGUCCAGCCCCUUAAUACCUUUGAAAAUUCAUGGCAUGACUAUUGUUUUCCAAAGGGUGGC
Messenger RNA from Capsicum annuum, 1735 nucleotides. RefSeq names its product G-type lectin S-receptor-like serine/threonine-protein kinase At4g27290. Lineage: Eukaryota; Viridiplantae; Streptophyta; Magnoliopsida; Solanales; Solanaceae. The record is from RefSeq and is a predicted model, not a curated record. Gene Ontology annotation, molecular function: ATP binding; protein serine/threonine kinase activity. The coding region runs from base 71 to 802 and encodes 243 amino acids. The transcript is spliced from 3 exons. Gene Ontology annotation, biological process: protein phosphorylation.